Molecule: messenger RNA, 1608 nt
Organism: Micromonas commoda
Lineage: Eukaryota; Viridiplantae; Chlorophyta; Mamiellophyceae; Mamiellales; Mamiellaceae
Exons: 1
Coding region: 1-1608 (535 amino acids)
Biological process (GO): ubiquitin-dependent protein catabolic process; protein polyubiquitination; positive regulation of proteasomal ubiquitin-dependent protein catabolic process
Cellular component (GO): ubiquitin ligase complex; cytoplasm
Molecular function (GO): ubiquitin protein ligase activity; zinc ion binding; ubiquitin conjugating enzyme binding
Source: RefSeq, a predicted model, not a curated record
AUGUCCCAGGGCGCCGGCACCCAGGACACGGACGAUAGCGACCCCGACGAGGGCGACGCCGACUACGGCAACGCCAUCCUCUCCGGCGUUGAGGCGCACGUCGUCAAGAGGGAGGAGUACCGGUGUCUGGACGCGGAGCAGGUGCUCGAACGGCAGCGUGAGGCCGUGCGGGGGGUCACGCAGGUGCUACAGGUCACACAGGACGACGCUACCCAGCUCCUGAGGGCGUUCAAGUGGAACGUCAACAGGGUGAACGACGAAUGGUUCGGCGACGAGGAGGGCAUCAGGGAAAAGGUUGGGCUGGAGUCGUCCUCAUCCGCGCCCGAUGAAGCGAGCGGGAUGGUGGACGACGGCGCCGAGGUGACGUGCUCGGUGUGCUACGACGAGUUUCCCGCGUCGAAACACACGCACGUGGGAUGCGGUCACAACUUCUGCGCCACGUGCUGGAGCGGAUACCUGGAGAACGCGGUGUCAGACGGUCCCAGCGUCUUGGACCUGAGGUGCCCGCAGGAGGGGUGCAAGCGGCGGGUGCCCGAGCCGAUGGCCAAGAGGUACCUGAAGGGAGAGAGCGCCGAAAGGUUGGACGUGUUCAAGUGGAGGUCGUGGGUAGACGAUAACCCCCGCGUGAAGUGGUGCACGGGCGCCGGGUGCGAGGUGGCGGUGCUGUGCCACGGGGACCGGGGCGAGGGCCCGGUGGACGUUCACUGCGGAUGCGGCGCGUCGUUCUGCUGGUCCUGUCAGGAGGAUGCGCACCGCCCGGUGGACUGCGAGACGGUAAAGAAGUGGCUCGUGAAGAACAGCGCCGAGUCGGAGAACAUGAACUGGAUCCUGGCCAACACCAAACCGUGCCCGGCGUGCAAGCGGCCCAUAGAGAAGAACCUGGGGUGCAUGCACAUGGUCUGCUCGCAGUGCAAGUUUGAGUUUUGCUGGAUGUGCUGCGGCAAAUGGAGCGAACACGGGGAGCGCACGGGCGGUUACUACGCGUGCAACAAGUACUCCCAGUCCCGGGAGAAGGAGGGCGCGAGCGAGGAGGAGAAGCGAAGGGCGGCGGCGAAGCAGUCUCUGGAGAGGUACACCCACUACUACGAGCGGUGGGCGGCUCACGGCGCGUCGCAGACCAAGGCGGCGAAGGACCUGGCCGAAAUGAGGGAGGCGAAGAUAUUGCGGCUGGGUGACCUGCAGAACACCCCGGUGUCCCAGCUGAAGUUCGUGCUCGAGGCUAUGGAGCAGAUCGCCGAGUGCCGCCGGGUGCUCAAGUGGACAUACGGCUACGGGUAUUACUGGAUGGAGGAGGACGGGCUCCGGAAGAAGUUCUUCGAGUUCAUCCAAGGUGACGCGGAGUCCACGCUGGAGCUACUGACGGAGGCGGUGGAGAAGGACCUGGAGGAGUUCUUCACCGAGGAGAAGAGCCUGGCGGACUUUGCUGACUUCCGGGGCCGGCUCACGGGUCUCACCACCACCGUCAAGAAGUACUUCACCACGAUGGUCACGGAGCUGGAGGAGGGUCUGCCCGGGGUUGGGAGCGAAGUGGUGCGGGCCGUCAGCCUAGAAGCGACCCCCGCGGCGGAGGAACCCCCGAAACUCCGAAGGAGCGCACGGCUGGCGUGA